CUGAUUCAUCCAAAGCUGUAGAUGUGAUGAGUGUCCAUUUCUGGGUCAGUGAACAGCAUGCCACACUGCUGCACUGAAUAGUGAACAGAGAGGAGAGGCCAUGGCUUUCAGGUUCCCAUCAGCAUACACUAACUACACCCACUCAACACAGGCUCAUUAUACUAUCAAACCCUCAGUCAGGUGCUGGCAGCGACCGUACACCCUCACAAAGCAGAAGUGGUUCUCACAGAGCUAUAGGACAGAGCCGAAUGGAGUGACGUACAGAGUUCCGGCUUUGCUCUACUUGUCGCGCCUCAGGACCUUUCUGGCCUUCUGUGAGGAGAGACUCAGCCCUUCUGACUCUCAGGCUCACCUCCUCGUCAUGAGGAAAGGCACUUUCUACAGGAACUAUGUGGAGUGGGAGGACAUCAGUGUUCUGGGCACGGCUUUCCUGCCAGGCCACCGGUCCAUGAACCCGUGUCCCGUGUACGAUGAGUUCACAGGUACGCUCUUCCUGUUCUUCAUUGCCGUUCUCGGCCACACAUCAGAAUCCUACCAGCUGGUGACGGGGAAGAAUGUGACCCGACUCUGCUACGUCUUCAGCACCGACGGCGGCGACACCUGGAGUCCAGUCACUGACCUGACUAAGAGGGUCAUUGGGGACACGAUUAAAGAGUGGGCCACGUUUGCGCUCGGCCCGGGCCACGGCAUCCAGCUGAAGUCAGGUCGUCUGCUCAUCCCUGCUUAUGCUUAUCACAUCGAGUGCAAAGAGUGCUUCGGACAGCUCUGCCAGACCACUCCUCGUGCUUUCUGCUUUCACAGUGACACCCAUGGGAGAAGCUGGCGUUUUGGGGAGGCGAUACCAGCGCCAGAGAGCGUGGAGUGUCAGAUGGUGUCUGUGGAUGAGGAGGAUGGAACCAACGUGUUGUACUGUAACGCACGCAGCCCUCUGGGAUACAGGGUGCAGGCCCUCAGCCUCGACGACGGAGCCAUGUUUCAGGAGGGGCAGCUGGUGCAGCGGCUGGUGGAGCCUCGGAAUGGUUGUCAUGGCAGCAUUGUUGGAUUUCCUGCCCCAAUACAUCUCCAUCGCAGUCCCAAUAAUCACUUCAGAUGCCACUUCAGACACUGGACAUCAUCCGCGAGCUACAGUGACCACACCGAUGUAUCAUUGUCAACAAACAAGUCCUUCAGCUCCACUGCAGAAACUCCCAUCAGCCUCAAGUCACCACAUCCUGGUGCCCCUCCAGAUUUUUUAACCCCCACCUGGGUGGUGUAUUCCCACCCGACGUUGUCCACCGCACGCAAAGAUCUGGGCGUGUUCCUCAGCCUGUUUCCCCGUGAUCCAGACAGCUGGCGUGGGCCCUGGGUGAUCUACGAGGGUCCCAGCGCCUACUCUGACCUGGCCUACCUGGAGCUGCCACCUUCCCCCGGAGCGCCCCCCGCCGUGGCCUUCGCCUGUCUGUUCGAGUGCGGGACCAAAACAGCCUACGAUGAAAUCUGCUUCAGCAUCUUCACCCUGUACGAGCUCAUUGAUAAUCUUCCCAAGGAUGCACAGCUGGGAAAUAACCGGCCAGGAAAUGAAAGUGGGAGGUGUAGACGUGAGGUUCAAAGUGCUCCAGCUGUCCGACAGGCCCCUCAUGUGAAGAAGAGAAGAAAGAAGAGCAAGCUGUUGGAGAUGUGCUCUUUGUCUUAAAUGUUGUUUUCAAGCCUGUGAUACACAGAUAAACAUCUUCUAAUAAAUGUUUACCGUUAACGCUCAGUAGCUGCUUCUUGUUAAAAGAUCUGUUCAAAUGAAGAAUAAAAGAAAGAUGGGUAUUGAAGCUUUGUGGGGUUUCUUCAAUGGAUUUCAGUUACAAAGUUUAUCUUUGAAUUUCUUAGAAAAAAGCAAGUUUAUCCAACC
This is a messenger RNA of Cololabis saira (Pacific saury), 1879 nucleotides long. It is a transcript of the gene neu4, whose product is annotated as sialidase 4. The transcript is spliced from 4 exons. Gene Ontology annotation, biological process: oligosaccharide catabolic process; ganglioside catabolic process. The record is from RefSeq and is a predicted model, not a curated record. Lineage: Eukaryota; Metazoa; Chordata; Actinopteri; Beloniformes; Belonidae. Gene Ontology annotation, molecular function: exo-alpha-sialidase activity. Gene Ontology annotation, cellular component: lysosome; membrane; cytoplasm. The coding region runs from base 101 to 1672 and encodes 523 amino acids.